Molecule: messenger RNA, 786 nt
Organism: Volvox carteri f. nagariensis
Lineage: Eukaryota; Viridiplantae; Chlorophyta; Chlorophyceae; Chlamydomonadales; Volvocaceae
Exons: 5
Coding region: 1-786 (261 amino acids)
Source: RefSeq, a predicted model, not a curated record
AUGUCGGCGGUGGGCAACAACUCUUUUUCGGGAACUGCCAUAACAUUAAUAACCACACAGCUAAUAGCUUUACUGCUGCUUAUUGGCUUUAGUAGUACUACUAGUGCUCAGAAGCUAUCUACAACGCUGUACGGUCCCUGGGAUGCCGCAGAGGACCUGAACGAACAACACAAGGCCGUUCUCCGCUUCAUCCUCAGCGGCAAUACCAGCUUCUGGAGUCGGCCUGCAGUGGCCUAUCGCACAGGCUUUGGGACGGCUCCCUGGCGCUGUAUCGACCGCUGCCAGGCGCAGUACUUCACUGACCUGGCGCAAUGCGCUCCCGACUGCACCACCAUGACGUUCUGCGCACCGGGAGAGGCGGCCCUCAGCGACCCCAACACCACCUGCUGUGCGCUCAGCCUCCUGGACCAGUCAUACAGCUUCAGUCAUCCGCCCAACACUGCAGUGAUGAGCUGGUGCAAUACCUAUCCAGCCUGGGGCUCGGGAUCACGGCCUAGCGUGUGCGACUUCAACGUGUAUGCAGCCCGGGGCAUAAAUCCACCCCUAGGCGCCAACGACUCCCUUCUUGCCGUGUCAUGCACCCGGACCUCAACAACCACCUUCUAUGUGAAUGGCACACAGUACCGCAAUGAUACGGCCACACGCAUCAUCUACAAAAAGGAUAUCAAGCAAGUCAAUGUGACACGGAACAAUGUCAGGCGAAUGUGGGCCAUCGAUGACCUGCCGUUAAAUAUGUACCGCUGCCCACCAUCAGAGGAGCGCUAUCCGCUGGUCUUGCUUUGCUAG